This is a messenger RNA of Sphaerulina musiva SO2202, 1273 nucleotides long. RefSeq names its product ankyrin. The coding region runs from base 61 to 1113 and encodes 350 amino acids. Lineage: Eukaryota; Fungi; Ascomycota; Dothideomycetes; Mycosphaerellales; Mycosphaerellaceae. The record is from RefSeq and is a predicted model, not a curated record. The transcript has a single exon. Gene Ontology annotation, molecular function: protein binding.
CUCCUUUUCACUCUCCUCCUCUUUCACUUUCUUCACUUUUCACACUUUUUCACACCAAAAAUGGCAGAAAUCAAGCCCGAAGAUCUCAAAUCAGCGCCCUGGCACUACCAAUCCUCAAGGCCCAUAUUCGACGUCUUAAUCGGUCAAGACACCGCCCUUCCCCUCCUCGAAGCAAGCUCCACAGGAAACCUCAGUGUUGUCCAAAACUUUCUCCAAGAUUCUCCCUCGAUUGCACUGGAAUCUCCUCAUCGCAUUUACAUGGAAGAUCAUCCUCCUGCAGCCUCCUCAGCCUCAGCCCAAACCCAAACGGACAAUAUCACACGACAAGUCCACGCGCGAAAAAUCUCCAAUAUCAAUCGAGCGAUUUAUCUCGCAGCAGAAAAAGGUCAUGUAGAAAUCAUUUCGACGUUGCUGGAAUUUGCUUCGAGGAACAAUUUACCUUUUGUGGAAAUUCUGGAUCGGGAAGGCGUCAAAGCAGUUUUAGUGUUACAAAAUGGUCAUGCUGCUGCUGCAAUUCUGGAUUUACUCGCUACAAAAGUCGAUCCAUCUGUAGUUUCUCACAACGAUAUCCAUCCGACUCUCCGCCCGAUUGAUUUCGCAAUCAAAUCUUCCAAUGAAGAACUCGUGAAGGUGAUUCUUCGCCACGGAGGAGGCGGUCGAGCCGAAGAAGAAGGAGGAAGAGGAAUAUCACCACGCUGGAGUUACUCUAGUCUUCCCUACAAAACAGCCUCAUCUCGACUCUGCGAAGCCGCGAGAAGAAGUCCACAAAUCACAAAACUUCUCAUCGAAGAGGGGAAUUAUCCCGUCACAGGAUCUGGAGCAUUGCAAGCUGCGGCGAGAAGUGGAGGUUUGGAGACUAUACGUCUUUUGGUGGAAGAAUAUCAAGCAGAUGUGAAUGAGGUCCUUUCUGCAGAGACGUUGCAUGUUGCGAGGCAGGAUGUGGCGUUGUAUGCGAGUUGGACUCCGAUGCAUUUUGCUGCGAGUUUGGGCAAGGAGGAGGCUAUGAGGUUGUUGGAGGGAUAUGGAGCGAGAGGAGGGGAUGUGAGGGAUGUCCAUGGGAAGACGCCGUGGCAGGUGUUGGAGGAGUGGAGGGGGAAGUUUGGGGGCAAGUAGGGAAGCUUUUAUGGGAAGCCUUUUUUUGUGUCUUGAGCGAGAGUUUGAUAGCAAUGGAAUCAGCUCCUCUUGGCGCUUACUUAUUUACUGGGAAGUAGAGAGUAGAGCAGCCUUGAAGCUUUUAACUGACGAAUGUGAUCUACUUCCUCUCUCUCUCUCU